This is a messenger RNA of Passer domesticus (house sparrow), 5707 nucleotides long. RefSeq names its product coiled-coil domain containing 78 (gene CCDC78). Gene Ontology annotation, cellular component: cytoplasm. Lineage: Eukaryota; Metazoa; Chordata; Aves; Passeriformes; Passeridae. The transcript is spliced from 18 exons. The record is from RefSeq and is a predicted model, not a curated record. The coding region runs from base 3198 to 4991 and encodes 597 amino acids.
GCAGAGGGAGCAGAGCUUUCCUCCUGCCCGACAUCACAGCCCCACCCCAUCCUCCAGCGCCUCCCCGCCUGCCCCAUCCCAAAUCUCCUCCCAGCCCCGCAGGGAAGCGCCUGGAGGUGUUGGGGGUGACAAAGGGGACGUGGGGUGGCAGUGGGUGCUGGCAGCCUGUAGGACAAUACCCUUUUCUGACCCAGGGAUGGGGCUACUGAGAGGCGUUUCUGAUCUCAAAUUUUACAUACAAACACCUGUAAACCUUCUGUCAAACCCUAAAAACUCCCUACACAUCCGUUUCCCACAGAACCCACAACCAAACCUCCCCUGGGUGCAUCACCAGGGUGCUCAGCAGGGCAGGGAGAUGUUCCCCCCUGAGCCCCCCAGAGCUCACAAACCCACCCCAGGAUGGAGCCCGGGACAGGGCAGACCUGGCCGGGCCAGAGCAGAUCCCGAGGGCACCCUGGAGAUGGCUGGGGGCUGGAAGAACCUUUCCCGUUCUUCCUGGGGUGGUGAGAGAGGUUCUGCGGCUCCCUCCUCCUCUCCCUUGCCCAGGCUGGGAGAGCUGGGGCUGUCCAGCCUGGACAAUUCCCUGUGGCAGCCUGGGGGCUUGGAAAAGUGGCACAGGAAAGCUGUUCCUCAAGGAGAAACGGUGGCGAUUUAAACGGAGAGAGGGUGGAUUUAGGCUGGGUAUAAAGAGAAAAUGUGCUGGGGGGGAUCGGUGAGUGCCCAGAGGAUUCCCCAUCCCGGGGCAGCGAGGCUCGGGCACCUCAGGCAUCCCGGCUGGCAGCGUGCCCCCCUGGCAUCCCGUGUGUCUGUGUGCCCCCCUGGCAUCCCGGGAUGAACGUGGCAGUCCCGGAGCGGGCUCGGAGCCCCUGUGCUGGCGCUGGAAGCCAGAUGGAGCCAUCACUGCGCCGAGCCCGUGCGGCUCUGCCAGAGCUGGGGAGGGGCGGCUGCUCCCCCGCUCCGCCGGGGUCCCCUGGGGGGCACGGGGCCGUGUGUGACCCUGGCACGGCUGGCAGGGCUGGCAGGGCUCGGUGCGGGGACUGCCCACCCUGCAGCUCCGUGGGUUUAGGAGCGGUUCCAUCCCCCAAAGCCGCGCUCCGGGGCUGGGUUUAAGGGGUACCCGGGUGAAACCCCUCAGGCAGAGCCGGGAUUUGGCUCUGUGGGGUUGUGUGCUUUCGUCCGGAGCGGUGGUGGAGAUUCAGUGGCACCCCAAAACUUAAUUUCUCAGCCCGAAUCUGCUUUCUGUGGUGUUGCCCGACACAAAAUCUGCGUUGUAGUCCCAGCCCCUGGGAGAAGCGGUCACUGUCGCUCCUGGUGCCGGGAGGGCACCUGGCAGCCGGGUUAUUUAUUGCACAAAUAACGCCGUGUUUGCAUAUGUUAAUUACGUUAAUUGCAGCGGGCUCGCUGCGGCUCAGGGAGCAGCCGUGUGAUGGGUGCGGCUGAUCCCCCCCAAAUCAGGGUCUGGGGGUCCGGGACAGCGUCCGGGGGCUGUGGGAUGGGGGUGCCCAUCCCUGGGGUGCCCGGGUGGGGCUGAGACCCCCGGGGUGCCCUCGGGGAGCGGAGCUGCUGCUCGGCUCCGCCGUGGGCAGGGUGUGAACGCUGGGUGUGAAGAGACUGUGAAUUCUCAUCAACACUUCCAUUACCUUAAUAAAAUUACUUCAGGUCUGUUAAGCUCUUUUGCAGAAAAACAAGCCGUAAUUGCACGGUUUGCUGGCUUCUCCUUCCCCCGACCCCCCGAAGGGCUCAGCCCCCGGCUCCGUGCACCUUCCCUGGGGGUCUGGGCUCUCCUCAGCACCUGGACAGGUGAGGAGCUCUGCUUGCCACGGAGCCCGUCAGGAUGGCCCCUCUCCCUCUCAUCUGCUGGCUCUGACAGAUCCUGAGGAGUUAUUCAGAGCUUUGGGCUUUUUUGAACAUUAUAUUGUCAAAGCUUUUUUUCUGUGGGAGACAGAUUCUUACCUAAACUCACCCACUCUCCAGAAAUAGCAGCAAUAAUAAGCCUGAAAUGAGGAGAUAAAGAGCUGGAAUUCAUUUUAGAAUCAUGGAAGAGUUUGAGUUGGAAGGGCCCUCUGAAGGUCUCCCAGUCCAUCUGAUUUCACCCCUGCUCAAGGUUUUCCAGGUUAUCCCCUCUGCCCUGCACUCCCUGUUACCCUCACUCUGACCCUGGAGAUUCUCCAAACACUUUUGGCUGUGGGAUUUGUCCCCUUCCAGCCUGGCAGCUCCCACUUUGGAGCCAGCAGCAGCACCCAGACCAGGCUAAUCCAGGCUUGUUUCAGUGCAUGCUUUGCUUUAAAACAUUAUUUUUCCACACAGCAACUCUGGUGUGAAGGGAUGAAUUGGGAAAAGUCUUUGCUGCACCACAACUCAGAGAUCCUGGGACCUCUGGAGCAGCUCUUUGGCAGGGGAGGUUCAAGGACUGCAGGGAUCAAGAGGAAGUUUCCUGGAAGAAAAUCAAAUACUAUGGGAUGGGCGUGGAGCAGGUGGUUGGAUUAGUGGGUUAAUUAUUGAGUUAAUCAGCCCUGGAAAUCAUGGAAUGGUUGGGGUGGGAAGGGACCUUAAAACCCAUUCAGUUCCCCCCCUGCCAUGGCAGGGACACCUUCCCCUGUCCCAGGCUGCUCCAAGCCCUGCCCAGCCUGGCCCUGGGCACUGCCAGGGAUCCAGGGGCAGCCACAGCUGCUCUGGGCACCCUGUGCCAGGGCCUGCCCACCCUCCCAGGGAACAAUUCCUGCCCAAUAUCCCAUCCAGCCCUGCUCUUUAUUAAUUCUAAAUUUCUCCUCUAUUACUUUAAAAUCUCCCCCCUUGUCCUAUCACUGUCAGCCCCUGUAAAAAGUCCCUCUCCCUCUUUCCUGUCAGCCCCUAGAGCACUGGAAUAUCCCUGCACUGGAGCUGGAAGCCAUCCCUGCAGCCAGGGUUGGGAAGGGUCCGUGCAGGGGCUGGUACCCCCUCCCUGCCUGCCCGGGCUGUUCCUGAGCUGCUCGCUCCAGUCUCUGCUGUGGGCCGAGCUGGGAGCACAGAAUCCUCCUGGGAAGUGCCAGUGCUCUCCCUCCAGCAGCUCCCAGGGCUGGCAGCUUUGGAGCCACCUUAAAAUCCAGGUGGAAGCCUCUGGCAACCAGAGUUGGUAGCAACAGCACUGGAUCUCCUUAGAGAUCCCUCCUGGGCUUCUCCGUCGCUGCCUGCCCAGCCCGAGCAGAGCCCCUGAGCACAUGGACCUUGGGAUCAUUGCAGAGAAUGAGAGUGGGCAGCUGGAGGACAGGAGCCAGGAGAUGCACCAGCCUGGAGACCCGCGGGAGGAGAUGGGGAAACUGCCUGGCUCCAGGACAGGCUUCCCAGCCAGGAUGGUCCUCAGUGAGGAGGAAAAACUGAAGAUUUCCAAAGACCUCGUGGAUCUGCAGAUCGAGACAAACAAAAUGAAGGAGCGUUAUGAGACCGAGAACUUCCAGCUGAAAACGAUGAUGCGGGCUCUGCAGCGGCGGCUGCAGCAGCUGGAGCUGGAGCAGGGCAGCGCCGGGCUCAGCGAGGAGCGGGAUUCCCUGCGGGAGCGCCUGCGCCGCCUGGAGAGCAGCCGGCAGGAGCUGGGCGAGGAGUUCAUCAUCCUCAAGAGCAACUACCUGGCCCUCGGCAGGGAGCUGGACAAGGAGGCGAUGAGGAAUGAGGAGCUGACCCAGGAGCUGCUCAGCCUGGCCAAAAAGAGCAGCCUCCCCCCUGGCAUGGCCCAUCAAUCCUCCCCAGGGCUGGGAAGAGGGAGAGCAGCAGGACAGCCCCGCUCUGCUCAGAGGGGGAAGCCCGAGGAUGCAGCUGCCCCUGAACACGAGCAGCAGGAGCUGGAAAGAAACUUGCAAAACGAGACAGGAAUAACUCCAGAUGUGCAGGCAGAGCUGAGGAGGGCAGAGAAAUCUGGGGGUGAUGAAGCACCCAAAACUGAGAGCACAGAGAUGGUCCCUGCCUCCUCCCCAUCUGCAGCCCUUGCAGAACCAGCCUGGGCUCCGCCACCGGCUCCUGCUGGGAAUCUCAACUUGCUUGGAAACCAGGAUCACAUAAAAGUGGAGCUGGAAAAACUGAAGAAAACGUAUGCUGAGCAGCAGCAGAAGCUGGAGGAGCGAGUGCUGGCGCUGGGGAAGGAGCUGCAGGAGGUGAAGGGAGCGACGGGGGCCGGCGGGCAGGGGCAGGCGGAGCGAGCAGCGGUGCUGCUCACGUCCCAGGGCCAGCUCCAGGAGGUGGAGGCGGAGAACUCGCGGCUGCAGCUGCAGCUGAAGGAGCUGAACGAGGAAUAUCGCUCCCGGCUGGCGCAGCACGCCCGGGACCUGGCAAACUACAUGGACAGCAAACCCAGCAGCGUGACAGGACACGGCAAAGCCCCAGCUGGCCACGCUGCCAUGAAGAACUUUGUGGACAGGAUGCUCAGGGACAUCCGGGCUUCCUACAAGUGCCGGGAAGAGCAGCUGGCUCGGGCAGCCCGGGCCUACAGGAAACGCAUGAAGGACUUGGCCAAGAAGCACGAGAACCUGCUGAUUGCCUACGGGCUGCAGCGGGAGCAGAUCCGGUCCCUGGGCUGCAGUACCGUGGACUGUGGCCCUGCCGAGCUCCACUUGUCCAUCCCAGAGCCUGAGCUGCUGCCAAGCAGCUCCCGGGAGCUGGCCCGGCUGCGGGAGCAGAAGGCAAAGCUGGAGAUGCAGCUGCAGAAAAGCCUGAAAGGAGCCUCUGCCUUCCCAGCACCUCCGGAGCAGCAGCUGGAUGAGGAGGGCUGGGCAGAGCUCAGGAGGAGGCUCCGGGAAUUCACACUCAACACCCAGGAGCACCUGGAGCAGCAGAGAAGCCAGCUGCUGGCUCGGGCUGUGGGGGCAGAGGAGCAGGUGUUGGAGCUGCAGGGGUACAUCGACCAGCACCUUGCCAGGUACAAGCAGGAGAUCCUGCGGCUGAGGAACGCUGGGGGCAGCGAGGUGCCCGCAGUGCCCCGUGCCAGCCACGAGCCAGCGCAGCCCCAGCCUUGGGAGGAGUAAACGAGACCAGACCACGGCGUCUGUCUGUACCCGCCAGGCUGCAGGAAUUCUCUCUUCCCUGAGCACCCCUCGGACACAGGGCAGGAUCCCAGGCAGCUCUUCACUGCUGGGCUGCACGGACAGGUUCCUGCUCCUGCUGGAACAUUUUUUCCUGGAUGAGACCUGGAGCUGGACCAAGGGCUGCUCCUGCCUCGCUCCCCUCACCCCUGAGACAGAGCCAAGGCUGGCUCAGACCAGGAUUUGUUUGGGCUUAGACAAAGGGAUGAGCUGCUCUUUUACUGGGAGGGUGGUGAAAGGCUGCCCAGAGCAGCCCUGGAUCCCUGGCAGUGCCCAGGGCCAGGCUGGGCAGGACUUGGAGCAGCCUGGAAGGUGCCCCUGCCAUGGCAGGGAUGAAACAAGAGCAGCAUCAAGGUCCCUUCCAACCCAACCCAUUCUAUGGUUCUGUGAUUCUGUGGUGGGAAAACCCCAUUUUCCUCUGGGUUUGAAUGGAAAAUAGAAUAUUAUAUUGACAAGCAGGGCCAAACUGAUCCUGCACAGAGAUGAGCUGGAAAAGAUGGCAGAGCAAAGCCCAAGUCCAGGAGCAGCAGCUGCUCCAGCUCCAGGACCAUCCAGCAGCUCAAAGACAAAGCAAAAACCUCAGAGGAAUAAUCAACCAAAACUUUAAAGUUUUUAAUUUAAAACUUAAACUGAAAUAAAGCAGCAAUCAUCCAAAAAGA